AUGAUUAUCAAAGCUGCAGCUAUACUACUGCUGCUCUUCACGAGUGCUGCAAGAAGCCAAGAUGACUCAUUAGCUGGCAGUUUCCUGUCAGGGCUGUUGGACUCCAUCACAAGCACAGAAGAUGCGAAAGGAUGUCCGGGCGUGUGCGUGCACACGCUGGCCACACUGAUAUGCUACGAAGUGCUGGACGACAUUCCGUGUCCUUCGCCGAGCAUGAAAUGUUGCGUGGAAAGCAGCUCGGCUGCCGCCAACAUUACCACAACGCCGCGGCCUAGAACCACCACCACAACGGCACGGCCCACAACGACCACCCCGAAACCCACGACGGAGGCUAAAAUUAAGGAGAAGGAUAACAAAAAUAACUCAUCCUGUCCGGGUGUGUGUGUUGCGGAUCGCAUUGCCGAAUACUGUGAGGCUUAUCUAACGACGGCCGGUCUAUGCAAAAGUGGCUCGAAGUGUUGCGUGUCGCGCGAUAUCUACCCGGACAAUCCGCCGGACGAGCUCUACAUACCGACCGCACACUUUGAUGCGAAAACCAACAAAACAACCACCCCGAAACCGUACGGCAAAACGACGGAACGGCCACACACAACCGAGGAACCGAUCAAGUCGAAAACGAAUCCCACCCAGAAGCCUACGCCGAAACCUACGAAACCAACACCAUCCAAAUUGAAAACCACUUCCGCCACAUUGGCCAACAAUGGACAGGGACCGGUGUUUAAGGAGUGCGAGGGAGAAUGUGUAAACGGCUUGUUUGCGCUGUUCUGUGACGAUCUCGACAGUGAAGCGUUCUGUCCUAACGAGGGCUCAUGCUGCAUAACGGGUGUGGCCGAAGACAAUAAGCAACAGCUUGUGACUACCACCAGGCGACCAGCAACACCGCCACCACUACCACGCUGUCCCGGGUUCUGUCUGCUGAACAUUAUGGCCGCCUUCUGCGAACGUCCCUCGGUGCUUAUCCCCAACACGGCCAACUGUAAGCGUGGUUCCGUGUGUUGUGACAAUACGCGUGCUCCACCACCGAGACCACCGCAGCAGAAGCGUCCACCGCCGACUACGACCACAACUACACCGCCUCCGACAACUACUGCUGCUCCGGAUCCACGGGAAGAGUGUCCCGGUUCUUGCAUCGUCAGCCUGCUCAGCUUCACCUGUUUCCGCAAUGCCGAGAUGACGGAUCUGUUCAAGUGUAAAAAGUCCGGCACUCAGUGCUGUGCACCGAAGUCUAAAAUACAGGAAGUACAGCAAGCGGCUGCUAGCAAGACGAAGUACAACGACACGAACGGUUAUCCGCCGCAGGCACUACCGCCCCCACCACAGAUGAUGCCACAGCAACCACCGAUGGUGGGUCCGGGACAACCGUACCCGAUGCCACCGGCAGCAAUGCCACCGCUACAACCACAGUCCCCACUGGCACCACACCAACCGGGCUAUGGUCCACCGGCGCCCAAUCCUUACCCUGGACCUAUCAGCAACAACAUCUACGAGGUGCCACCGACCCAACAGCCUCCUUACGCACAGUCUCCGGUGUACGAACCACCGACGACAACCUCCCGCCCACAAGUCUACUCCAAGUACGUGUGCGGAGUGAAGGGCACUAGCCGGGCGGCCAAAUCCAUUCUCAGCCGUGAGGUGCUUCGGUUAGAGCAAGAACAGACCACGCUAGCGCGACACGCGCGUCACAUAGACGUGGACAGUAUCUACCGAUCGAAGAGCUCGGAGCGGUUGGUGCUCGGCAGUAGUAUCGUUCCGAUACCGAUCAUCUAUCACGAUCACAACGAUACCGUACCGGAGGAUCUGUUACGCCAUCCGAGUCUGAAGGAGAAUGCUACACUAGCCAAAUACUGGAACCAUCAUAGGAAGGGUCGUGUUGUUGGCGGAGAGGACGGUGAAAAUGGCGAAUGGUGUUGGCAGGUGGCAUUAAUCAACUCGCUCAACCAGUACCUCUGCGGAGCGGCUCUUAUCGGCACGCAGUGGGUACUUACUGCGGCACAUUGUGUGACGAACAUUGUCCGAUCGGGUGAUGCCAUCUACGUGCGUGUGGGUGACUAUGACCUGACACGCAAAUACGGAAGUCCUGGCGCGCAGACCCUGCGAGUAGCUACUACCUACAUCCAUCACAAUCACAACAGUCAGACACUUGAUAACGAUAUUGCCUUGUUGAAGUUGCACGGCCAGGCAGAACUUCGGGACGGUGUGUGUCUGGUGUGUCUACCGGCACGUGGCGUCAGUCAUGCCGCCGGUAAGCGCUGUACAGUGACGGGCUACGGGUAUAUGGGUGAGGCCGGUCCCAUUCCGCUACGGGUGCGUGAAGCCGAAAUACCGAUCGUCAGCGAUGCCGAGUGCAUACGCAAGGUGAACGCAGUCACCGAGAAGAUAUUCAUCCUGCCGGCAUCUAGCUUCUGUGCCGGUGGUGAGGAAGGUAACGAUGCCUGCCAGGGUGAUGGUGGCGGUCCGCUAGUGUGCCAGGACGAUGGAUUCUUCGAGCUGGCCGGGUUGGUAUCGUGGGGAUUCGGUUGUGGCCGGGUCGAUGUGCCCGGUGUGUACGUGAAGGUGUCCUCGUUUAUCGGGUGGAUCAACCAGAUCAUUAGCGUUAACAAUCAGUAG
Molecule: messenger RNA, 2607 nt
Organism: Anopheles marshallii
Lineage: Eukaryota; Metazoa; Arthropoda; Insecta; Diptera; Culicidae
Gene: mas
Product: protein masquerade
Exons: 6
Coding region: 1-2607 (868 amino acids)
Biological process (GO): proteolysis
Molecular function (GO): serine-type endopeptidase activity
Source: RefSeq, a predicted model, not a curated record